ACAACUUCCGGGUCAGAUGUCAUUCUUACACGUUACAGGUGUUGCACAGUUGCCGGUUUUUUGUGUUUAAUUUUUCCAGAUUUGUUAUCAAUGACGAAGCAAGGAUACUGGGGCAGAAAGAAAAAGAAGGAAAAUGGUAACAAACAAGAAACAAAGCCCCCCAAGCAGACACCGAGUACAGGUAGUAAGAGAAGAAGGUGUUGUGGAGGGGGAUGUCUGGGAUUUAUCUUCCUUUUGUCUGCUCUAGUUUGUGGAAUAGCACUGUUUUAUGAAAGUAAAGAUUUCCACAAGAAUUUGGAUUAUGUUGCGAGGCUACAUGCAGGAGAUGAAUUUGUGGAUGCAGUGUACUUGAAAGCCUCAGAUAUCUGGGAGAGUGUGAAACCCUAUGCAAUGUUAGUUCAGGAGAAAGGGAUAGAACUCUUUCACAAAGGGAGAGAACUUUUCUACAGAGCCAAAGAAGGGAUGGAAAAUUUACUAAAAGAUAAAAAGGCAGAAGAAGAAGAAGCUCAGAAGGAAAAGUUAGAGGUGGAGAAGAGGUUGGCAGAAGAGAGAAGAAAGGCCGAAGAAAAAAGAUUGGCAGAAGAAAAGAAAAAGGAAGAAGAGAAGAGAUUAGCUGAAGAAAAGAGGAAAGAAGAAGAAAGAAAAGCAGAAGAAAAGAGGAAAGCUGAAGAGAAAAGAUUGGCAGAAGAAAAGAGAAAGGCUGAAGAAAAGAGAUUAGCUGAAGAGAAGAGGAAAGAAGAAGAAAGAAAAGCAGAAGAAAAGAGGAAAGUUGAAGAGAAAAGAUUGGCAGAAGAAAAGAGAAAGGCUGAAGAAAAGAGAUUAGCUGAAGAGAAAAGGAAAGAAGAAGAAAGAAAAGCAGAAGAAAAGAGGAAAGCUGAAGAGAAAAGAUUGGCAGAAGAAAAGAGAAAGGCUGAAGAAAAGAGAUUAGCUGAAGAGAAGAGGAAAGAAGAAGAAAGAAAAGCAGAAGAAAAAAGGAAAGCUGAGGAGAAAAGAUUAGCAGAAGAAAAGAGAAGAGCUGAAGAGAAAAGAUUGGCAGAGGAAAAGAGAAAGGCUGAAGAACAGAGAUUAGCUGAAGAGAAGAGGAAAGAAGAAGAAAGAAAAGCAGAAGAAAAAAGGAAAGCUGAGGAGAAAAGGUUAGCCGAGGAGAAGAGAAAAGCUGAGGACAAAAAGAAAGAGGAAGAAAAGAGGCUAGCAGAGGAGAAAAGAUUAGCUGAGGAGAAGAAGAAAGCAGAAGAGAAAAGAAUUGCAGAGGAGAAGAGGAAAGAGGAAGAAAGAAAAGCAGAGGAAAAGAGAAAGGAGGAGGAAAAAAGAAUUGCAGAAGAAAAGAAAAAGGCAGAGGAGAAAAAGAAAACUGAAGAGAAAAAAAGUGAUGAGGAAAAGAAAGAAGAAAAGAGAAAAGCUGAAGAAAAGAGAUUAGAGGAUGAAAAUCUUGAAGCAGAAAUGAAAAGGUUGGAAGAAGAAUUCAAGAAACAUGAGGAAGAGAGGCAAGCUGAGGAGAGGAAAAAAGAAGAAAAGAAAAAAGAGGAAGAGAGAAAAAUGGAACAGGAAAAGAAGAAAGGAGAAGAAAAAAGACUAGCAGAGGAGAAAAAGAGGUUGGAGGAGCAGCAAAAAGCAAGUGAAAAGAAAAGGCAGGAAAAAAUAGAGGAAGAGGAGAAUGUUAAUUAUGAGAAGGCUUCAUAUCCCAAGAAAGACAUAACCAAUGAUGAGGAUUACAUGAUAAGUGACUUGCUUGAUGUUGGGGAUGAUUAUUUACAGCAGAAAAUGCUGAAUGAAGCCAAAGAUCAUUUUGACCAUCUGUUAUCGGAGUAUCCACACAGUCCACGAGCUAUGUAUGGCAAAGCCUUAACACUUGAUAAACUGGCUGAGCAACAGAGGAGCAACAAGUUGCUGGAGGAAUCUAUAGCAAUGUUGCAGAGGGUGAUGGAUGCUAAAGAUGCCCCCGAUGGACUUGUGAAACAAGCAGGCUUGAUGCUGGGAGAAAAAUUAACUUUCAGAGGCUGGAUGUCCAAAGCAGCUAAUACUUAUGAGAGUCUGGCGAACAAGUUUCCCUCCGACCUGAGUCUGAGAAAUAAGCUUGGUGUGGCCUACAUGAUGAUGGGACAGAAUGAAAAAGCCAGACGUGUGUUCUCUGAUAUUCUCCAAAAGGACAAAGGUGAUUCUUUUGCUCGGGUCCAUCUGGGAUUCAUUGUCAAGGUCACUGACAACAACCCAAGGGAGGGAAUUCCCCUUUUAAGGGCCAUCAUGGAGAGUAACAAUAAGGACAUACAGCAAGGGAAGUUCUAUUUCCACCUGGGAGAUGCAUACCAGAGACUGAACCAAACAGACAAGGCAUAUGAAGUAUAUGAGAGAGGAGUAAAGAAAAAGUUGUUUCUAUCAAAGUAUCAGCGCUCUCUGUAUAACUGUGAUGGGGUUAAGGGACAACCUUGGUGGACACCAGAGGAAACAGGGUAUCAGCAGUAUCUCAAGAUCUUGACUGACAAUUGGAAACUAAUCAGAGAUGAGGGACUGAAGCAGAUUGAUCCAAAAUCAGGCAGCUUUAUUCCAGAGGAGGAAAAUUUACUGGAUAAAGGCCAAUGGAAGCAGUUUACACUAUAUGCUAGAGGUAAGAAGAAUGAAAAGAAUUGUGCCAAAGUUCCCAGAGUGUGUGAACUUAUUGACCGCAUUCCACCAGCUAAGUCCUGUACAAGAGGACAGGUAAAAUACUCUCUGAUGAAGCCUGGAGUUCAUGUUUGGCCUCACUGUGGACCAACAAACUGUAGAAUCAGAGCCCACUUGGGACUGGUCAUACCAGAGGGUCCAAAAAUUAGAGUGGCCGAUGACACAAGAACUUGGAAGGAAGGCCAGUUCAUCAUUAUUGACGAUUCCUUUGAACAUGAAGUAUGGCACACAGGAACCAAAGAUCGCCUGAUCCUGAUUGUGGAUUUUUGGCAUCCAGAUCUUGAUGAAAAAACAAGGAAAACAUUGGAUCCUAUAUGAGUUGAGGAGGAUGCUUCUAGGAUUUUGUUAAUUAAUGAACUAUUUUUACAAAAAAAAAAAAAUUGUCUUCUUUCUGAAAAUCUGUUGAGUUGGUUAUGAAAAUGGUGGAGGUUAUAUGGAAAAAGAAUCUAGAUGAAUAGUUUGAUGCUACGUGUAUGUGAAAAUUAUUUAAUGUAUGUUUGUGUGGAUGGAGGCAUAAAAUAGAAAUUGUGUGUUUGUAAACUAACACAGAAGAAUGAUGUUUUAAAAAUGUAUUGUUAUAGAAAUAAUGGUAUAGUAGUUUAAUACAUAAGUUAUAUAAAUGAUGUAGAAAAAAUAUGAUAUCCAGAUUAUGAAUCAAAACUGUUGAUCGUUUGAAAGAAGUUUUGUGUGUGUUUUUAACUGUUUUAGAAAUGCAGCCUUUUACCAUACAGUGAAAAUUGACUUGCUCUUUAUAUGGUUGAAUAUGAAUAAUAUAAUGUAUCCCACAUCCAUUUUCAGUGACUUGAAUUCAUAAAAGAUCUCAAGAAGCUUGGCAUGUACAUAAAGUCAUUGCUGGUGUGGCUAUAAACCUACACAAGUCUAUUUUCUUUCACCACCAUUACAUUUCAAAGGGAAAUAACUGAGAUCUCAUGAUUGUACUAAAAUUCUAUGCAAUGUACAUAUAUAAAUACUUGACAUCACUUUUUAUAAAGGCUUUGCACAGAUCAUGUGAUUUUGACAAAUACAUCUAUGUAUGCUUUUUGUUAUUAAAGCAAUUACAUUUAAUACAAUUAGAUAUUCCGAAAUAUUUCUGUCAUAUCAUGCAUGCAUAUUCAGAAAAAUGUCAUAAAUGAGUUUAAUGAUUUUUAUGAUGUACAUUCAUAUAAAUUUUUCAAUAGAUUUAAAAAAAUCUAUGAACAGAAUACACAUCAAAAUGGAAAACAUCUUGCCUUUGAACAAGCUAAUGGAUGUUUUGUGUGUGAUUUUUUGGAGCAUGAAUGAUAACCAUUUACCAAGGCUAGGUUGUACCGUUAUAUGUUAAUGUGAUAUACACAUUAUUUUGCUAAGACAGAGUAAUAGUAAACUGCUUUAUCCCACCAGACAAUACAUGUAGUUUUGAUUAGAAGGAACCUUUUUUAUGUUUUGAAUGGGAAUAAUUCACACAUUUCUCAAAAUUUUUGAAAUGGCAGUAUUUGCUUUUGAUCACAGUGUUUCUGAUUAAAUUUGCAAAAUGAUGAUUUUUAGAUAUAAAGUUUACCUGUUUUUAGCCAGAGUUAAAUGUUUGUGAGUUAUUGUUAUUUAUACAAACAUGUUAAUAGAUUAUUGUUAUUGAUCUAGUCUAUUUGUUAAAAGGGAAUAUUUUAUAAAGACAUGUUAGUAAUUCAGAUCUGUAAAAUAAAAUUUUGUUUCCCCACAGUGAAAGGUUGUUCUAUGUAUAUAGCAGGGGUAAUUUAUUUCAGGAAAGUAUAAGAUUUGGAUAAAAAUGAAAUUGGUGCAAAUAUUAAGUUGCAAUAAUAAUUAUCAAUAUUAACUAUGCAAAUCUGUUGUAUUGUGACAAAAGAAAAUGUCAUAAGAAUGUUGUUAUUUUUUCAUCAGGGGUUUACCAAAAUUUUUGUUAUUUUUUUAUCUGAAGAUGUGAAUUAUUCAUUGUCUAAAUGUGCCAUGAAAUCUAAAAACAAAACAUUCCAAAGCUUUAUGCGAUAAUGCUACUGCUUUAUGUAUUUUGGUGCAUAUAAACCCAUUCACAUUGACAAUUAAGCAAUAUAUUUUCUUUUUUUGUUGUACCGUAUAACUGCUUUUUUAAAAUGAAAUGAAAAUUUUGUGAAAAUGAAGUCACACAGCGCUAUUUUUAAUUUCUGAGAUCAUAUUUUGUUUUUGUUUUUUUUUUUUCAAAUGUUAGAUGAUGAGUUAUCUCCCUUUUCAGGUGACUUUUUAU
This is a messenger RNA of Saccostrea echinata, 4873 nucleotides long. Its product is annotated as aspartyl/asparaginyl beta-hydroxylase-like. The record is from RefSeq and is a predicted model, not a curated record. Bases 91 to 2976 code for a protein of 961 amino acids. The transcript has 12 exons. Lineage: Eukaryota; Metazoa; Mollusca; Bivalvia; Ostreida; Ostreidae. Gene Ontology annotation, biological process: peptidyl-aspartic acid hydroxylation. Gene Ontology annotation, molecular function: peptidyl-aspartic acid 3-dioxygenase activity; protein binding. Gene Ontology annotation, cellular component: endoplasmic reticulum.